AUGGAACGUCCAGACACCACUCCCGAAGGUGGACAUCCCUCCAGAGGCCACCCAGUGAGACGUGGAGGACAAGCCCAGAGGCAGAAAGAGGGAGGCAGCAAGGGUGCCCUGCAGGUGAGGAUCCAGGAAAGAGAAGCUCCGGGAGCGGAGAUGGGGACGAGAGUUGGAGCCGCGGUGGCUGUGGGGCUGUGGGUCUCGGUGACAAUGGGCGUGGCAUCGGACCUGGGCGUGCGUGAGCCCCAACGCUGUCUCCUGUUCCAGGAUUCUGACCAGAAGAGCUUCCUGCCGCUCACACCAUCCUCACAAACUCAGCCCAAGUCAGAGAGUUCCCGGGAAAGACUCGGGGGGAGCAGGGAUGGGCAAGGGGAGCACGGGGUGCAGCUCAGCCUCACUCCUGCCCCGGAGUGCUCCCUGGGUGGGUCCACGGUCGGGCCUCAAGUCCAGGAGGACGAGAUGCGGCAGCGCUCAGGGGGCCCAGCCUCAUCCGACCCUUGUCCCCAGGAGGAAGAGACACUGAGCUGGAGACCACGCAACUGCUCUUUUCGCCCGUGGAAGGAGCUGCCCAAGCCCGGGUCGUGCGCGCGCCUCCGCCUGGUGGCGCGCGAUCUCGCGGACGCCCAGUUGGUGUUGAGCAGCCAGCGGAACUCGGAGCUGCUCCCCGGGACUGGGCCGACUCUGCAACUGCUGGCAGCCGCGAGGCGCGACGUGGGGACCUGUCUAGAGCUGUUUCGGCCUGGCUCCUCAAGGAAGUCCCUUGGACCACCAAGGAGGCGCCACAAAGCACGGAGAGAUGAAUCGCCUCGGUGCCGAGAAGCCGCCGUCAUCCUGACUCUUCUGCGCCUGCUCCUGCGGGAUCUCAGACUGGUGGCGCAUUCGGAGCCUUGCGUCUGA
Messenger RNA from Chrysochloris asiatica (Cape golden mole), 891 nucleotides. RefSeq lists its product as uncharacterized. The coding region runs from base 1 to 891 and encodes 296 amino acids. Gene Ontology annotation, molecular function: cytokine activity. NCBI's taxonomy places the organism in Eukaryota, Metazoa, Chordata, Mammalia, Afrosoricida, Chrysochloridae. The transcript is spliced from 6 exons. Gene Ontology annotation, biological process: cell surface receptor signaling pathway via JAK-STAT; defense response to virus; innate immune response. The record is from RefSeq and is a predicted model, not a curated record.